GCGCGAGACGGCGCGCGCGCAGCCGAGAACCGCGCGGAGUUAUGUGACCGUACCAGUGGUGCUAUUCCUCUAGUACCAGUUGUCUAUUACUUUUGUGUAUCAGUGGUCUUCUACUGCAGUACCAGUGGUCUAGUCCAUAAUCAAUUAGUUAAUUGUGUGGUGCUGUGCAAAAUAUGGUAGCUAUGGUGGCCUCCGCGUCUGGAUACGGUACGCUGCGCCGUUUCUUGAGCGCGCCCGACGGUCAGGGUGUGGAUGUUGGGGAAGUGGCGAUAACUACUUCGGUUGCUGUUUCGUCGAAGCAGAGGGCAUCGAUUAAAUGGCUGCUGUCCAAGGCCUUCAACAAUAGGGUGCCGGAGAAUCUGCAGGAACCCUUUUACAGGGAUCACGAGGAUCAGGAGCAUCUUAAGCCGCCUAUAGUUGGGGGUCUGGCGAACGCGGAGCUGUACUGCCUAGCGCUCGCCAACAUGUACUCGGACCCUAACUACCACAGCCUGAGUCAUUGGAACAUCCUGCAGACGCUUGCGAGGAAGGGCGUUCCAGUGCCAGACCCCGCCGACUGCGCGCUCACUGAGACCGUCCUUAUACAGACCAACCCCUUGAAAAUGAGUGCGCACAUGUGUGUGAUGGAAGCGUUAAUGGUGCUGUACGCGCGGGAGGUGGUGACUGGUGACCGGGUGGCAGCCGCCGUGCAGAGGUUCGGUUUCUCCCAGCAGUCAGCUAUCACUGGCCACGAAGACGGCCUGCUCACGUGGAUCAAUGCGGCCUGCGCGGCUCUUAACAAUGCUGAGGAUGAAUCUUCAAGUAAAGUGCCUCCUCUGCGGUCGCUGCAAGAGGCGUGUGACGGCGCGGCGCUGGCCGCACUGAUAUCGUUCUAUUGCCCGGAGGCGCUGCCGAGGUCGGCGGUGCGCGUGGGCCGCAUGUCCUCCAUACACGACUGUUUGCACAACCUCAUGCUGGUGCGCGACUUCUGCCGCGAUCGUCUGCCGCAUGAUGUCUUCCAUAUGAUGCCCGAAGACGUCGCUUAUAUGCGCGGAUCAAUGCGUCAAAACUUAGUAGCGAUGCUCGCUGAUCUGUUUAAUUUGCUAGAAGUGCAUCCUGUGAAGUCAGUCAAAUAUCCGGGUAUAGCGCGCGCGGACAGCAACGCCCACGGCGUGCGUCACAAGCGCUGCCUGCCGCCGCCGCCGCCGACGCCAAUCCCGGAUCUGCGCGCGGACGCCCACGCCCACGCCCACGCCCACGCCGCCAACACGCCCCUGCCAGUGUCACGGUCGCCGUCAGCGAGCGGUGUGCGGGGCCGCGCUGCGGGCAGGUCCGCGUGCUCGACGCCCGAACGUCGCAGUAUGAGUCCACAGCGCGAGGAGUUUGUGGUACACAGGGGCCGCGCUAUCACCACACUCUCGGCACUCGUACGACGUGAAGACGAAAACGCCUACAGUCCGUACCCGGGUGUGGGGGUUGGGGGGGUGGCUGCAGGGCGGCCGUCAUCCCGCGGGCCGCGCGAGUCGUUCGCGGGGCGGCGCUCGCGGCGCUCCUCCAUCUCUGACGACAGCCAACUCACAGUGGAGAACUUCGGCGGCUCUCAGGACCGCCUGCACUUCGCUGGACGCAACCCGGAGAAGGAGCUCGCCACUGUCACCUCCGCGGCCGCCAUGACGCACCAACGCAAGAUAUCCGCGCCCGCUGGUCCUAUAGACUACAAUCCUCCUCUCCGGUCAUCGAGACAGGACAUCCGAGGUUCAAUACAGUUCUUCCACGAGGACUAUCAGAAUGGUCAAGAGGAGCGAAAUAAAAUGGAGCGGCAGCACUCCCAGCCGCAGACCACGGAGCAGUACCAUCCUAUAAGAAGACAACUCAGUAGUGACACGAUAACAGUCAAUCAAACCCACGGCAUGAGUUACAAAGGAGGAGGGGAUGGGUAUUACCUCAAUGAUAGGGAUUCCACUGAUGGAGAUGGAUCAAAAACAAGCUUUGCAGAUCUCAACAAGAUUAGGAGCAACGGUGACCAGCAAGGGCUGGUGAAGAUGAAGGGCGAGGGUGAACCGGAGCGGCGCAAGACUACCACGUUCUCGACACCACCACCAAACACCACAACUUGGCAGCAGCACUUCAUGCAGCAGGAACACCAGCCCAAUGGGGACGAGGUGUUAGAUGAGGCGACGUCGCCGAGCGGCGGUCAGGCAAUGGCGGCGCAACUGAACAACAUCCGGCUGAAGCUGGAGGAGAAGAGACGCCGCAUCGAGCAGGAGAAGCUGCGUAUGGAGGUGGCCGUCACACGUCGCAGCCAGCAGCUCGGACAGCAGGCAUUCCUGCAGGCUGUCACCAGGGGCAAGGGAGCGCGCACGCCCGCUGAUGAUGACGGCAAGGACGAACAUCACAAUAGACAGGACAUGGUUGUGGAACCCCCCGGCCAGUCAGCUGAGAAUGUGGCCCUGGAGCAAUACCAGCAGUCGAUAGCUAAAAUGAACUCUAGCCUGCAGGAUAUACAGAGUGACAUCGCCCGGCUGGCCAGUCAGCAGAGCCAGUUGCAGCAGCAGCAGCAACAACAGCACCAGCAGCAGCAACAGCAACAGCUGCAGCAGCAACAGCAGCAACUGCAACAACAGCAGCAACAGCAGCUGCAGCAGCAGCAGCAACACCUGCAGCAACAGCUACAGCUGCACCAGCAGCAAGCUAAACAGCUGUUCCAGCAGCCGCCGCCUCAGUCGCCCUACCAGCAACAGUUCCAACAAAACAUUCCACAAUUGCACAGUCAGUUCAGCUCGGCGCACAACGUGUCGCGCGCCAACACCACGCCCGGCUUCGGCUCCACACCUCACAUAGCGCGCGACCUCUACACCUUCGAGCCUGACGACCAGCCCCAGUUCUACCUGCACGACACUCCCGCACACCCGCCGCGUCGCACCUGGGCGCAGCACGCGCAGCACGCGCAGCACGCGCACCACGACAACACAGAGCUGCGCGGCUGGCAGCUCCAUCAACAGCAACAGCAGCAACAGCAGCAGCAGUACCCGCCGCACGAGGUGUCGCAGCGCACGUGGCGGUCGCCCUCCCCGCAGCCGCCGCCCGAGCGCACCUGGCACCCGCAGGGCUUCGUGCUGCACGACCGCACCAACCAGCCCUUCCCCGUUCAUUACAACAACGACCGGUACCAGAACGGCACCGAGAACAUUCGAGAAACGCAAAACCAUUUAAGCUACACUGUGAUAAACCCCAGCCACUACGUGUCCCAGUCGCCCCCCCCGGCGGCCAGCCCGCAGCGGCGCUCCAACACCCCGCAGCGGCAGGGCUCGCUGCCCGAGGUCUCCCGCAGGCCCGAGCCCGUCAGUCUGCAGCAGCUGCAGGCCCCCGCCCCCGCCCCCGCCCCCGUGCCCGUGCAGCCGCCCGACGACAUGGAGCCGCAGAACAUAUCGUUCAUCGGCAACGCGGAGGACGACGCGCUGCGCCAGGGGAUAAACAGGCUGAACAUAUCGUCGGGCACGCGGACGUACCGCAUACCGUCCCCCACGCGACCCUCGCUCAACAGGACCUCCUUCCAGCACAUGGAGCAGGAGGAGAGCGAACAAAACGAGAAAGGCUUCUACAUAUCGUUCGAUAACGAGCAGCCGAAGCGACCGAAGCCGCCGCUGCGGGCGAAGCGGGGCUCACCGCGCAAGGAGCGCUCCGCCGCCGAGCUGAGCCCCGAGCGCAGCCCCGAGGACACGUGGGACGAGCGAGAGGAGCUCGCGCCUCCCCCGGCUCAGGCCCCGGCGCAGGCCCCGGCGCCGGCGCACAGGAAGACGGGCGCGGCUAGCGACGUUUCGCAGCGAAUGGAAACGCCGCCUAGAGAGCGCCCGCAGCGCACCGCCAACGCCGAGCCCGCCGCGCUGCUCAUCGGCGAGCUCAACCCAGACCCCAACUCAGCGGAGGAGAUGGAGCGCAAAAAGGAGCGUAUAAUGCUGCUGUCGCUGCAGCGGCGGCAGCGCGCGGAUGAGGCGCGCGCGCGGGCCGAAGCCGCGGCGGCGGCGCGGCGAGCGCGCGAGGAGGCCGCGCAGGAGCAGAAGUUGGCGCGCAAGGAGGAGCAGGCGCGCCGGCGCGAGGCCAUCCUGCAGCAGUAUAAGCUCAAGAAGGCCAUCGAGGAGGCCGAGCGGGAAGGUAAAGUAUUAGACAAGAGCGAGUUCAUGGAGACGCUGAAGGGCGGGCACUCGCAGGCGGGUGUUGGGGGCGCGGGUGGUGGUACACGGCUGCGUGGCAAGGCGGCGCGCGCGAGGCCGAAGACCAUACACGUGGACUCCGGCGCGCUGCACGCAGCUGAGGGCAUGCUAGCCAAGCAGCCCUCCGCCACCAACCUCUCGGCGGGCGGCACGAUGCGGCGCGACUACUACCGCGGCUCGCAGGACAGCCUCGCCGAGCGCGCUGGCCUCUAUAGAGAGUCUCCAGUUGAAGAUCGGGGCGGAGUCUCUCCGGGGAGUGCGUCUAGCGGCGCCCUGGGCAGGCGGGGCUCCUGCAAGACCUCACGAGAGCGAGUCAAUGACGAGGCUCAGUCGGCACGUGGAAGGUCUAAAUAUUCCACUUACCAGAGUAACUUUAAGGCGGGGAGGAAAUCUAGCUCUCUUAUGAACUUGUGCGACUCGGGGCUGGGACGUGCGACUCCGCCGCGCAGGGCCGCGUCCCCGGCGCUGCGGGCGCGCGGCGCGGGCUCCCCGGCCUCGGGCCCCGGCUCCCUGCCCGCGCCCCCCACUGCCAUAGGCCGCCGUCGUGCGCCUCCAGACGACGCCUCAGAUGUCUCCUCCACGCACUCCUCCAUCAUGGACUACUCGGGUCCGAAGCUGUACAAGCAGCCGACGACGAAGUCAAACCGCGGCAUAAUGCUGAACGCGGUGGAGUACUGCGUGUUCCCCGGCGCGGUCAACGCGGAGGCGAAGCGGCGCGUGCUGGAGGAGGUGGCGCGCUCAGAGAGCAAGCACUUCCUGGUGCUGUUCCGCGACGCCGGAUGUCAGUUCCGCGCGCUCUACUCGUACUGCCCCGACACAGAGCUCGUCGCCAAACUCUACGGCACCGGCCCCAAACACGUCAACGACAGGAUGUUCGACAAGUUCUUCAAAUACAAUUCGGGCAGCAAGUGCUUCUCGCAGGUGCACACGAAGCACCUGACGGUGACCAUCGACGCGUUCACGAUACACAACUCGCUGUGGCAGGGCAAGAAGGUGCAGCUGCCCAGCAAGAAGGACAUGGCGCUGGUCAUCUAGGCCGCUCCGUCCACACGCCCCGCGCCCCGCGGCCGCACGCACGCUUUACGAGACAAACGCUUUUAUUAAUAAGGUUAUCUAGUCGCCGGCGGCACUCGAGUCAAGCCUUCAGUCCUCGGCUAACGCUUCGUAGGACAACACUGCCAGGGGCCGGCAUCGAUCACGCGAAUCCUCGGAAGGGACCCGCGUUUAUGUCGAUCAGCUCUCCCCAAUGGUGUUUAUGGUUCUGGAUAAUUGUUAUAAAUGGUGAUGUGUAUGGAUCGAAAAUGUUAGGGAUUGUAUGAGAAUGUAUGGUGUGAUAGCUUUACCGGUGCGCGCAGCUCGCGACGGAGCGGCCGCGCGGCGCCCGAGCCCUGCGCCAAACAAAUGUUUACUUUGUAUACAAAUUAUAUUACAUCAUAUUGUAUACAUGACAGAAUUACUAAUUUUAGUUUAUAUUUUAAUUAAGCCUAGCGAUUGAACUGUAGCUAACUCGAGCAAUAAUUCGAUUUCUAGCUGAGGCUAAAUAUUUGUAUUAUUUCAAAGAAUCACAAUACUUUUAAGUUUUGCGUCACGGUCACAAACUGGACCUGAUUAAGUGGAAAAUGUAUAGUGUUUGUUGUUAGUCUUUCCCGUUUGGGAAAAAGCGAGAUGGUUCAUUUUAAACUGUUUACGCGAACAUUUGACAUUUACUUUAUUGAAUUUGUGUUGUGAUUGUUUAGUGGCAUUUCUGUCUGUUUUCUUCACUCUACGAUCUCUUAUUCGUCACACAGUCGUUUAUUUUAGGUACUAAGCGAAGUUGAUUGUUAAAUUUUUAUUUUACCUUGUUAGGUAAAUCGCUUCGCGCUAUAAGCUCAUUUAUUUCUUAAAUCAUGGCCUAAAACCAUAUAGUUUAAGGAGUACCGUGUCUCAAAAGUCAAAUUAUUUUAAAAAUUUUACUUGGUCAGGUUGUAUUUUAUUACUUUUUUUUUGUUUAUAUUUUCAUUUUUUUUUUCAUAAUUGUUUUAAUAAAUCAGACAUUGAAGCAGAAAUGUAUGCAUUAAAAAAGACAUUCUUGUGAAUAAAAUAAAUUGUCAUCGAGAGAUUGUUAAGGCAAGUGAGACAUGUGGGAGUGUUUGCCAUACGCGCCGCUCGCGAGGGGGGCGCUGCUGGCGGCCGUUCCGUCGCCCCUUAGUUAAUCUUAUCCCGUUAAGUAACAACUUCACAAAACUAAUCGUGCUUACUUGUUAUAAUAUUUAACUCGUUAGUGAUAAUUUCGAUUGACUGGAGCUGAUUUUAGCAAUUGCGUAUAUUAUUGUUUAGAAACAUUCAUUUAACGUUACUGGAAUCCCAUUUUUUACCGCUUGUAUAGCUAAAAUAAGACGAGGCACAUUUUACUUGGUAAUUGUCCUGCCUUACUCUGUACAUAAUUGUUUUUUGUAUACAGCUAUUUAUUAAAAGAAUGUUAAAAGAAAAUUGAUGAAUAUCAUUAUUUCAUUGUUCAAUGAUCGGUCAUCAAUAUACUAUCGAUAGUGUACGCUAUGCAAAUAUAUUGUAUUCAUAAAAAGCAUAACGAAAUAAUAUUGAAUU
Molecule: messenger RNA, 6773 nt
Organism: Papilio machaon (common yellow swallowtail)
Lineage: Eukaryota; Metazoa; Arthropoda; Insecta; Lepidoptera; Papilionidae
Gene: Patronin
Product: patronin
Exons: 26
Coding region: 174-5225 (1683 amino acids)
Biological process (GO): neuron projection development; cytoplasmic microtubule organization; negative regulation of microtubule depolymerization
Cellular component (GO): microtubule minus-end
Molecular function (GO): microtubule minus-end binding; calmodulin binding; spectrin binding
Source: RefSeq, a predicted model, not a curated record